Epinephelus moara (kelp grouper) is the source of this 8138-nucleotide messenger RNA. It is a transcript of the gene sptb, whose product is annotated as spectrin, beta, erythrocytic. The transcript is spliced from 39 exons. Gene Ontology annotation, molecular function: structural constituent of cytoskeleton; phospholipid binding; actin filament binding. Bases 754 to 7827 code for a protein of 2357 amino acids. The record is from RefSeq and is a predicted model, not a curated record. Gene Ontology annotation, cellular component: plasma membrane; cortical actin cytoskeleton; spectrin. Lineage: Eukaryota; Metazoa; Chordata; Actinopteri; Perciformes; Serranidae. Gene Ontology annotation, biological process: actin cytoskeleton organization.
UGUGUGAGGGGGGUGUACAUGAGAUCAGAAGUGUCUCUGCCAUUUAGAGUCACCAGCUCUUGUCAGGAAUGUCCGUCCCCUGCGCGCACAGAUCAUGUACUGGAUGCGCCCACUUUAUUUUUAACCCGGCAGGGUGGGUCAGUCGCUGGCUUUCGGGAAUGACCGUGGAGCGCGCGGCGCCUACAGCCCCUUUCCCUCGUCCCCCCGUGCAGGACCGUGCCCUCCUCGCGCUGUGGAGACCUCCGUCCACUCUGACCAGGACCCCCGCUGCUUCAAUGGGAUUAUAAUUGCUUUAUUGGCAGGGAGAAGACUCAGCAUAAACACUUUGGGACAGGACAACAUCCAGAAGCAAACCCAGAGCCACAGUUGGCAAUAUUUGGUGUGGCCCGAAGAGAUCUGUCCCAGACUCAUGCUUUGGCCUUUUCAUCAGAGCCAGACGUCAUUCUGUACAACUGGAAGUUUAAUCUGGAGCUGCAGCGUAACUUAUAGCCGACAGGGUGACCUGCUGUGAGUGAGGUAUAUAAAGAGCUCUGUCUCCUGCUCAAGGACACCACGAGAGGACACCUCCCUAUUGACAGACACACUGGCGGUGGCAGGCGGUGAACUCUCUGUCACAGGACUGUCUAUAAACUACCUCCUUUAUUUGAAGUCCAUCAUAUCAUUUCAUCCCCUCCAUUUAUUCCCCUACACACCCAGUUCACCUGAGGACGCCGCUUGCCGUCCCCUCACCCGCUUGCCACACUGGCUACCGCCAUGACUUCCACCACGGACUUUGACAAUGCGGAGAUCACGCAGCAGUACAGCCGCAUCAACACCCGCUUCGAUGUCACCGACGAGGAGCUGGACAAUGACAACAGCUCCGCCAGGCUGUUUGAGCGCUCGCGCAUCAAGGCCCUUGCAGAUGAGCGUGAGGCGGUUCAGAAGAAGACCUUCACUAAAUGGGUCAACUCGAUCUUGUCCCGGGUUGGCUGUCGCAUCUCUGACCUCUACCUGGACCUGCGGGACGGACGCAUGCUCAUUAAACUGCUGGAGGUGCUGUCCGGCGAACGACUGCCAAAACCCACUAAGGGCCGAAUGCGUAUCCACUGUUUGGAAAAUGUGGACAAGGCACUGCAGUUCCUCAAAGAGCAGAGGGUCCACCUGGAGAACAUGGGCUCCCAUGACAUCGUUGACGGCAACCAUCGCCUCAUCCUCGGCCUUAUCUGGACCAUCAUCCUUCGCUUCCAGAUCCAGGACAUUAUUGUGGAAACGGGCCAGGAGGACCAGAAGGAGACGCGCUCGGCCAAGGACGCUCUUCUUCUGUGGUGUCAGAUGAAAACGGCAGGAUAUCCCAACGUCAACAUCAAAAACUUCACCACCAGCUGGAAAGACGGCAUGGCCUUCAACGCGCUCAUACACAAACACCGGCCAGAUCUGGUGGACUAUGGCAAUCUGAAAAGGUCCAACCCAACCCAUAACCUCCAGAGCGCCUUCAACGUAGCAGAGCAGCAGCUUGGCGUGACCAAACUGUUAGACCCUGAAGAUGUGUUCACAGAGAACCCAGAUGAGAAGUCCAUCAUCACGUACGUCGUCGCAUUUUACCACUACUUCUCGAAGAUGAAGCAGCUCGCCGUCGAAGGCAAGAGAGUUGGAAAGGUUCUGGAUCACGCCAUCGAGACGGAGAAGAUGAUCGAUAAGUAUGAGACGCUGGCGUCAGACCUGCUGACGUGGAUUGAGCAGACCAUCAUCGUGCUGAACAACAGGAAACUUGCCAACUCUCUGACUGGAGUUCAGCAGCAGCUUCAGGCCUUCAACACCUACCGCACUGUCGAGAAGCCGCCCAAGUUUCAGGAGAAGGGGAACCUUGAGGUGCUGCUGUUCACCAUUCAGAGUCGUAUGAGAGCCAACAACCAGAGGGUCUACACACCUAAAGAGGGAGCUCUGGUUGCUGAUAUCAACAGGGCCUGGGAGCGUCUGGAGAGGGCGGAGCACGAGCGGGAGCGCGUCCUGAGGGAUGAGCUGAUCAGACAGGAGAAGCUGGAACAGAUGGCGAGAAGAUUCGACAGGAAGGCUGCCAUGAGGGAGACCUGGCUUCUGGAGAACCAGAGACUCGUGGCUCAGGAUAACUUUGGUUACGACCUGCCAGCUGUGGAGGCAGCCAAGAAGAAGCAUGAUGCCAUCGAGACAGACAUCGCUGCGUAUGAGGAGCGAGUUCAGGUCCUGGUGGACAUCUCAAAGGAGCUGGAGUCUGAGCGGUACCAUGAUGCCAAACGCAUUGACGUGCGGAAAGACAACAUCCUGCGCCUGUGGGACUACCUGCAGGAGCUGCUGAAGGCUCGCAGGGGGCGUCUGGAUAAGAACCUGACCCUGCAGAGGAUCUUCCAGGAGAUGCUGUACAUCAUCAGCUGGAUGGAUGACAUGAAGGCUCGACUCCUGUCUCCUGACUUUGGGAAACACUUGCUGGAAGUUGAAGAUUUGUUACAGAAACACGCUCUGUUAGAGAACGACAUCGCUCUGCAGGCGGAGAGAGUGCAGAACGCCAGUGCUGCCGCUCUCAAGUUCGCCAACGGAGAUAGCUACAAGCCAUGUGACCCUCAGGUGAUCCGUGAAAGGGUGCAGCAUCUGGAGUUGUGCUACCAGGAGCUCUGUGCCCUGGCGGCCCAGCGGAAAGCUCGCUUGGAGCAGUCCCGCCGCUUCUGGAACUUCCUGUGGGAGGUGGCAGAGCUGGACAGCUGGAUUAGAGAAAAAGAGCACAUUUUCUCCUCGUUGGAUUAUGGCAAGGACCUGACGAGCGUGCUGGUGCUCCAGAGCAAACACAGCGCCUUCGAGGACGAGCUCGGGGCCCGCCGAGCCAACCUCGAGCAGGUCUUGGCUGAAGGAGAUAAGAUGAUCAGAGCCAAGCACUUUGGCUCCCCGAAGGUUCAAGAAUGCAUGGACGACAUCACGAGGCAGUGGCAGCAGCUGGAGGAGCUGGCUGCGUUUCGGAAACAGAACCUCCAGGACACCCAGAGGUUCUUCCAGUUUCAGGGAGACGCUGAUGAACUCAAGGCCUGGCUGCUGGACGCCAAGAGGCAGAUGAGCAGCGACGACGUGGGCCACGACGAGUACACCACCCAGCGGCAACUGAAAAAGCACAACGACCUGAAGAAUGAAGCAAUCAAGAACGGAGCCACCAUAGAUGCUCUGUCCAAACAGGCCAACGCGCUGCCAGAGGAGCUACAAAACACCCCUGAUAUCCAGAGACGCCUGAAAGACAUUAAGGACCUAUACAUGGAGCUCAUGUCUCUGGCUGACCUGAGACAGAAGAGGCUGGAUGACACUAUGGCCCUGUACACUAUCUUCAGUGAGACAGACGCCUGCGAGCUCUGGAUGGGCCAGAAGGAGACGUGGUUGGUGGGUUUAGAGGUGCCUGAGAAGCUGGAGGAUCUGGAAGUCGUACAGAAUAGGUUGAGCAUUCUGGCUCAAGACAUGGCAAAUGUUCAGUCGAGGGUCGACGAUGUCAACAAAUCUGUGAAACAGCUUGAGGACAGCAGACACCCUCGCACCAAAGAGGUCAAAGAAUGUCAGAUGCGACUGAAUAAGAGGUGGGAUGCAUUUAAGGCCAUGGUGGAAGACAAGAAGAGGAAAGUGGAUUCUGCCGUCAGUCUGAACAACUACGGGCUGGAGUGUGACGAGACAGAGACCUGGAUCAAAGACAAGACACGGGUGAUCGAGUCCACUCAGGAAUUGGGCAAUGACCUGGCAGCCGUCAUGACCAUGCAGAGGAAACUGUUUGGCAUCGAGAGAGACUUAGCUGCCAUUGACAGCAAGCUCACCUUCCUGAGGGCAGAGGCCGACCAGCUGGCUAAGGACCACCCGGAGAACGCAAACGACAUCUUGGCCCGCAGAGAUGAGCUGGAUGCCGCCUGGGACACGCUAAGAAAGACUCUGACAGACAGAGAGGACUCGUUGGGUGAGGUCAGCAAGUUACAGACCUUCCUCCAAGACAUGGAUGACUUCCAGUCCUGGCUUUUCAAGACCCAGAAGGCGGUGGCGUCAGAGGAAAUGCCCGCCACGCUGCCGGAGGCUGAGGAGCAGCUCAGCCUGCAUGACGCUGUGCGUGAAGACAUAAACAACCACGAGGAAGACUAUCAUCGUGUGAGGGACACCGGUGCUCAGGUCACCCAGGGUCAGGAGGAUGAUCCUCAGUACCAGCAGCUGGAGAAGACGCUGAAGGGGCUGGACCGCGGCUGGGUGGAACUGCAGAAGAUGUGGGACAGCCGCAAGAACUUCCUGGAUCAGGGCCUGGGCUUCCAGCAGUUCAUGAGGGAUGGAAAGGCUGUAGAGGCCAUCCUCAACAACCAGGAGUACACCUUGGCCCACAUAGACAAGCCUGACACGUUGGCUGGUGCAGAGAAGGCUCUGAAGAAGCACGAGGACUUUGUGAGCACCAUGGAGGCCAAUGAGGACAAGAUCGAUGGCGCUGUGCAGGGCGGACAGCGGCUGGUGGACAGCAACAAUCUGUACUCUGGGAGAGUGCAGGAGAAAAUGAACUCAAUCGGAGACAGGCAUAACAAGAACAAGAGGAGAGCCCAGGAGGUGUCAGAAAAACUCAGAGACAACCGCGACCUGCAGCACUUCCUGCAAAACACUCAGGAUCUGACUGUGUGGAUCAACGAGAAGAUGCUGACGGCUCAGGACACGUCAUACGACGAGGCCAGGAACCUCCACAGCAAGUGGCUGAAACAUCAGGCCUUCAUGGCUGAGCUGGCCUCCAACAAGGACUGGCUCAACAAAGUAGACCAGGAGGGCCAUGAGCUCAUGGAGUCCAAGCCUGAGUUUGAGCCCAUUGUGACGGAGCGUCUGGCCAAACUCCACGAGCUGUGGGACAAGCUUGAGUCCACGACUCAGGAGAAAGCCCGGUUGCUGUUUGACGCCAACCGCUCUGAGCUUUUCGACCAGAGCCUAACUGAUAUGAAGAAGUGGCUCACCGGGCUGCAGCAGCAGCUUCAGACCGGAGAUGAGGACGUCAAAGAUCUGACUAACGCCAACAUCCUGCUCAAAAAGCAUCAGAUGACAGAGAACCAGGUGCGUGACCGGGCGCGGGAGCUGGAGGAGCUCCAAGAGGCCGUCAGAAAGCACGGUGGAGGCAGGGAGGACCAGCCGGAGCUUGAGGCCGAGCAGCAGGCCCUGCAGAGGGACUUCCAGCAGCUCCUAACACCACUGGCCCAGCGCAAAGGCAAACUGGAGGCCGCCAAGUCUGUCCAUCAGUUCUACAGAGACCUGGCCGACGAGCUUCUCUGGAUCGAGGAGAGGAUGCCCCUGGCAAUGUCACAAGAGCACGGCCACAACCUUCAAACUGUGCAGAUGCUGCUGAAGAAAAACCAGACGUUGCAGAGGGAGAUCGAGGGCCACCAGCCCCGCGUCGACGAAGUGCUCGAGCGAGGAAGGAGGAUGGCGGCGGCCGCCAGUGCAGAGGGCAGACCGGAGGCAGAGCGAAUCACAGAGCAGCUGAGGGAGCUGGAGGAGGCGUGGGCCCGGCUGCAGGACGAGAUGGCCAAGCGCAGGGAGAGGCUGAACGGCUCCAGCUUGGCCCAGCACUACUACAACGACGCGGAUGAGGCCGAAGCGUGGAUAGGGGAGCAGGAGCUGUACAUGAUCGCGGAUGAGAAGGCCAAGGAUGAGCAGAGUGCCAUGCUGAUGCUGAAGCGCCACAUGAUCCUUAAGCAAGCCGUGGACGACUACGCUGACUCCAUUCAGACGCUAGCUGACCGUGCCCAAAAGCUGUUUGCCGAGGACCAUCCUGAUGGUGAGGAGAUCAUCAGACGACAGGGUCAGGUGGAUAAGCAGUAUGCGGGGCUCAGGGAGCUAGCGGAGGACCGCAGGAAGAAGCUGGACCACACCUUCCAUCACUUCCUGCUGAGCCGAGAGGUAGAGGACCUGGAGCACUGGAUCGCAGAGAGAGAUGUGGUGGCCUCCUCUCAGGAGAUGGGCCAGGACCUGGACCACGUCACGCUUCUGAGGGAUAAGUUCCGAGAGUUUGCACGGGAGACGGGGAUGGUGGGUCAGGAGCGAGUGGACAUGGUCAACGAGACGAUAGACGAGCUGAUCGAAGCGGGCCACACCGAGGCAGCCACCAUGGCAGAGUGGAAGGACACCAUCAAUGACAGCUGGGCUGAUCUGCUUGAGCUCAUCGACACUCGGGCUCAGCACCUCACUACAUCUUACGAACUGUUCAAGUACUUUGACGAUGGGAAGGAGCUAGUGGCUCAGAUCCACGAGAAGCAGAAAGAGCUGCCGGAAGAUGUGGGAGAGGACUUCAGCAAAGCAGAGUCCUUCCACAGAAUGCACGCUGCCUUUGAGAGAGACAUCAGCGCUCUAGGCAAACAGGUUCAACAGUUCCAGGAGACCGCUGCACGGCUUCAUGCCCAGUAUGCAGGAGGCCAAGCGGACGCCAUCCAGGCCACAGAGCGAGAGGUGGUGGAAGCCUGGAAAGGCCUGCUGGACGCCUGCGACGGCCGCAGGGCGCAACUGGUGGACACGGCUGAGAAGUUCCGCUUCUUCACCAUGGUGCGAGACCUGAUGGCCUGGAUGGAGAGCAUCAUCCAGCAGAUAGAGACGCAGGAGAAACCCAGGGAUGUCUCAUCUGUGGAGCUCCUGCAGAAGUACCACCAGGGGAUCCGCUCAGAAAUCGAGGCCAGGGGAGCAAAAUUCACUGACUGCAUAGACCUCGGCAAAGCCCUGCUGACACGCAAGCACCGAGACUCUGCUGAGAUCAAAGAGAAGCUGGUGCAGCUGAUGGAGAAAAGGAAGGAGAUGAUGUUCAAGUGGGACGACAGAUGGGACUGGCUCAGACUUUUGCUGGAGGUGUGUCAGUUUGCACGGGACGCCUCGGUGGCGGAGGCUUGGCUGAUCGCUCAGGAACCCUACGUAUCUAGUAAAGACUUGGGCCAUUCUGUAGAUGAGGUGGAGAAACUCCUCAAGAGGCACGAGGCCUUUGAGAAAUCCACCGCCACGUGGGAAGAACGCUUCUCUGCACUGGAGCGCCUCACUACGCUGGAGUUGUUGGAGCUGAGAAAUCAGCAACAGGAGAUGGAGCAGUUCAUUAAGGAGGAGCAGCGCUCAGAUAAGGAGAGCAGGAGAGAAGACACAGGUUUUGUGGAAGAAUCUUCGCAGCUCGGCACUGUUGAGGAACAGACUCUGUCUGCUUCUGGUGCAGUGGAGCCCAGUUCAGGUCUGCUGGAGGAGACAGCCGGUGACUCCACGGUGCCCAUAGUGUCAGAAAUGAGAGAGAGCGGUUCUCUGGAGCUGGAACCUUCUGUGUCAGUAGUGACCCCUAAAGAACCAGAGAGAGCUGCUACCAUGCCCGUUGAGACCGUCAGAGCCCAGACUGUGCUGCAGGAGGGAACGCUGGGCCGCAAACAUGACGUGGAAGGCUCAGGGAAGAAGGCAUCAAAUAGGUCAUGGAACAACCUGUACUGUGUGCUGAAGCCAGGCCAGCUCUCAGUCUACAAGGACGCCAAGAGUUUUGGCCACGGGGUGACGUAUCACGGCGAGGACCCCUUGUCCCUCAGUAAUGCCAGCUGGGAGAUCCUUAUCAACUACAAGAAAAAGAAGCACAUCUGCAAACUACGACUCGGAGACGGCAGUGAAUAUUUGUUCCAGUGUAAAGACGAGGAGGAGCUCCAGCGUUGGAGCCAGGCCAUGGAGAAGGCCGUUCAGCCCCUGGCAGCGGAGGAGGCGUCGGGGCCCUCAGGGGCCAAAGCCCACAGCCUGCCCCCACCCUCCUCCUCAACUGCCCUCCCUGAACCCAGCUCUGCCAAGAAAGACAAGGAGAAGAAGUUCAGUCGCUUUGCCAAGAAGAAGUGAAAGGGGAUGGGAAGGCCAUUGGGAGAGAGGGGGGGGGGUUGUUGCCUUGGUAACCUGGAAAGAGAAAGUAGUAUUUGUGUACAAUCAGUCAAAGCGAGCUUUUUAAUCACCAGAAUUUUUUAUAUUAUUUUGCGAGAAUUAACAUGAAUAUUGUAGUUUAGGUUGGAGCCAUCACUCUUUGCCUGUAUUUAAGCCAGUGUAUCUUUGCAAAGGUCCAGUUUGUUUUUUCUUUGUGUUCUUUUUAACAAAUGCCAAAUUCAGAGCAAUUAAAUUAAAGCACAGGAAUGCUCCUUUCACAUUCAACCAAAGAA